This is a messenger RNA of Trichobilharzia szidati, 1322 nucleotides long. NCBI's taxonomy places the organism in Eukaryota, Metazoa, Platyhelminthes, Trematoda, Strigeidida, Schistosomatidae. The record is from the annotation of a GenBank genome assembly.
GCGUGUAAAAUACGUUGACGAUAACACUUUCUGAUUGUUAUUUAAUUACUUGGACAUUGGAGGCUUGAAAGCUAUCACAAGAGCAAAAUUGGAAAGAUUACCGUUGCGCUUGACUACCGGUGUACUUGUUUAUAUUUUAUUGCUGCAGAAAAUCUGCCGGUUCUGGACACUACUAAAUACUACAUCCAAGUGUUUCACUCAGAGUUUCUUCACACCUGCGGUUAGUAGAAAUACUAACUCAACAAGAGGUCCCUCAUUUGAGAAAAACGCCGGAAUAUCCACUCUCAGAUUCCCAUUGCAUUAAAGUGUUUCCUCUUUUUUUCCUGUCUGUACAACAUGGGUUUAAUCACUUCACGGAGUCAACAAACCAGUCAACAGGAUACAGUGAAAAUCAGUGAAUGUCCGGUUGGCAAAGGCAGUCAAGGAUGUCCCAUGAAUCAUGGUACUAAAGACUUUAAUAUGGACAAUAUGAUGCCUCCUCCGAAUCAAAUACCAAGUCCUGGACAGCCUUUUCAACUAUCCACUGAUCGUGAAGUAUCUUCUAUCCCUAAAGCAGAUGAUUCAGAUGGCGGGAAAUGGGUCUAUCCAUCAGCUCAAAUGUUUUGGAAUGCAAUGCUGCGUAAAGGUUGGCGUUGGCGAGAUGAAGAUAUUAAACCUGAAGAUAUGAAUAAUAUUAUACGCAUACAUAAUGUAAACAAUGAAAUAGCCUGGCGCGAAGUUCUGAAAUGGGAAGCUUUACACGCCCAUGAAUGUAUGACACCGAAAUUGCGCAGAUUUGCUGGAGACGCAAAGAAUUAUUCACCUAGAGCUCGAAUCAGACAUGCUAUGGGUUAUGAAUUACCCUUUGAUCGUCAUGAUUGGGUGGUGGAUCGUUGUGGAAAGGAGGUGCGUUAUGUGAUUGAUUAUUAUGAUGGAGGUUCUGUGGAUGAAACAUACCAGUUUGCCAUAUUAGAUGUAAGACCUGCGCUGGAUUCGUUCAGUGCAUUAUGGGAUCGUACUCGAGUUGCUUGGAUGCGUUUCAAAUCUCCUGAUCCGCCUGCAAAACCAGUGCCACAUGAUCCAACAUUCCCGAAGAAGGAAACAGCGUCAUGACGGACCACUGUUACUGCUGCUGCUACUACUACUACUACAUAAAUGAAGCCUGCUCAUCCCCCACACCCACACCCGCCACAUCAACGUUGCUCUUACGUUUUUGGCGUAUCGUAUAUUUUCAGAAGUGCAUAGUUUAGUUCGUAUGUCAGAAUUAACCUUGUAAUAAAACAUUAGAAGUAAAUCAUCCUGUACAUUUAUUAAUAAGAAGAGAUAAAUUUAUGUUAACACUA